AUGUCAGUCGUUCCGUACCAAAAGGACCUAAGGGUGGUUUGGAAGCAUCCUGAUUCCAGAUCCGUAGUUCUCUACUCCAAAGAGCAUCAGAGCUUCCAGUAUAUUUCUUUAGACAGAGUUGAUGAAGUCAAUGGAUCAGAUAGUGACUAUUUUCACAGUAAAAACGGAAGUAACCAACGAAGAAGAUCAUCGACAGUAUGUCCGAGAUGUGGCUUUAAUAUGAGUAGAUCAUCUCCAGAAUCCAUGUUCAAUAACAACUACUUCAAGCUGCUUGCAAACGUUCAAAGCAAUAAACUAUCAGAGCAAGAAAAAGAUAGCCAUAUGAAUUUGCUCAAUAGCGCCAUAAAGUUCCCAUCCUUUAAAUUGAACCGAUCCACUUUUCCGGACAAUCUAUUCAGUCAGGGCUAUUUUGCAAAGUUCUUCACAGAAUUAAAUGUUUUGGGGCAUGGUAGUAACGGGGUGGUGCUCAAAGUUGAACAUGUAUUGAAUGAUUCAUGUCUCGGGGUAUUUGCUCUGAAGAAAAUUAGUAUUGGAGAGAAGCUCUCCAACCUUGAAAAUGUUCUCAACGAGGUCAAGAUAUUAUACCAGUUAACCAACGCAGAUGUGCAAUUAGGAGGCAACCUGGUUAGUUAUAAUCAUGUCUGGCUGGAAGUUGAUCAACCGACUGAUUUCGGCCCAAAGGUCCCUUGUGUGUUCAUCUUAUUUGAAUACUGUGAUGGAGGAGAUUUGGAAAGCUUCAUUGAUCGGCUUAAACACCCCAAGCUCGACAUAGAACAGGAGAAACAAUAUAGAAGGAUGGUAAGAAAGGGACUAACUGCAGAAAGAGGAGUACACGAGCCUCGGUCUCUUAACGACGUGGAGAUUUGGAAACUGUUCAAAGAUAUUACAAAUGGUGUUCAACAAUUGCAUUCUUCUCAUAUAUUACACAGAGACUUAAAGCCAUCUAAUUGUCUAUUAAAAUACAGGUAUGAAAAGGAGGUCACCCAGUUGGAUGAGUAUAAUGACAUUCCAAAAGUCAUGGUGAGUGAUUUUGGAGAGGGAACUUUUGACAAUAUCGAACGUUCCUCGUCAGGAUACACCGGAACCUUAGAGUUCACCGCUCCAGAAGUGUUUGGCUCGAACUAUUCACGAGCUAGUGAUGUUUAUUCUCUAGGAUUGAUCUUAUAUUUCUUGUGUUUCGGUGACCUUCCGUAUAAAACACAGGAUAUAAAAAGAGAAAUUCAACAAUACGCUAAAGGAGAAUCGGACCUCUUUACAGAAAUUGAUGUUAUUAGGAACGAUAUCUCCAAAGAUUGGGUCAAACUGAUUCUUGAAUGUUGCUCUUUAGACGCAGAUAAACGGCCUUCAGCCUCAGAAAUCUUGGCAAAUUUGAAUACUAUUUACUUGCAAUUGGAAGCCAAACAACAAAAUAAAGAACAUCCUGAGCCAGAAGCAUACGGUAUCCACCCUCCUGAUUCGUUCAACUAUCCAAAAUUUCUUGCAGUGAUUGUAAAUGUGUUACUACUGAAGGUUCAACAAAACACAUUCAAAAUGGUAACAUGUUUCAUCAUUGGCCUAUCAUUUCACGUUACAACCAAAAACAUGAUCAUGCUAAGUGUGUUGAAUGCGCUUUUUUCGGUGCUUUCGAUUGUCUAUCUUAACAGCAACUAG
Komagataella phaffii GS115 is the source of this 1650-nucleotide messenger RNA. RefSeq names its product Putative serine/threonine kinase. The record is from RefSeq and is a predicted model, not a curated record. Gene Ontology annotation, molecular function: protein kinase activity; ATP binding. The transcript has a single exon. Gene Ontology annotation, biological process: protein phosphorylation. The coding region runs from base 1 to 1650 and encodes 549 amino acids. NCBI's taxonomy places the organism in Eukaryota, Fungi, Ascomycota, Pichiomycetes, Pichiales, Pichiaceae.